Molecule: messenger RNA, 690 nt
Organism: Charadrius vociferus (killdeer)
Lineage: Eukaryota; Metazoa; Chordata; Aves; Charadriiformes; Charadriidae
Product: probable phospholipid-transporting ATPase IIB
Exons: 4
Biological process (GO): phospholipid translocation; endocytosis; retrograde vesicle-mediated transport, Golgi to endoplasmic reticulum
Cellular component (GO): trans-Golgi network; plasma membrane; endosome
Molecular function (GO): ATPase-coupled intramembrane lipid carrier activity
Source: RefSeq, a predicted model, not a curated record
AUGAGGUUCCGCAGAGGACCUCUCCUCAUUGGCUCCUCUAAUUACUUGGAGGAGGAAGUUGUUGUUAAAGCACUGCAGGACCCUUCAGGAUUGCUUAUGUCCUUUUGUGUUAUCCCUCCAGCAGAUAUCAGGGUGGUGGAAGUCCCCCAUGAACAUCAGGGCCUGCGAAUGCGAGGCGGCUCCUGUUUGUUGGUAAAGAAGCUUCAUCUGCUUGUUCUUUCUGUUCAGGUGAUUGAUAGCUGGCACCCACUAUACCAAGUGGAAGAUGAGUCCUCUCAUUUGGAUGAAAUGCCACUAAUGAUGUCAGAAGAAGGCUUUGAAAAUGAUGAGAGUGAUUACCAUACUCUUCCAAGAGCCAGAAUUUCUCAAAGAAGAAGAGGCUUAGAAUGGUUUAUCUGUGGUGGCUGGAAGUUCCUUUGCACUAGUUGUUCUGAUUGGCUUAUAAACAUUUGCCGAAGAAAGAAAGAGCUGAAGGCUCGCACAGUGUGGCUUGGGUGUCCUGAAAAGUGUGAAGAAAAAUAUCCCAAAAAUGCCAUAAAAAAUCAAAAGUACAACGUCUUUACCUUUAUACCUGGGGUUUUAUAUGAACAGUUCAAGUUUUUCUUGAAUCUCUAUUUUCUCGUCGUGUCCUGCUCACAGUUUGUACCAGCAUUGAAAAUAGGCUACCUGUACACGUACUGGGCUCCUCUG